CUUCAGUGCAAGUCGAAAACAAAACGGAGUAACGGAGCGUAAAGAGAACAAGGGGGGAAGAGGGAAGCGCACUCGAACAUUAGCAUAGCAGCACAAAAGAUGGGCGACAGCGAUGAUGAGUAUGAUCGUAGAAGAAGGGACAAAUUCAGACGGGAGAGAAGUGACUAUGACCGUUCUAGAGAGAGGGAGGAUAGACGCAGAGAUGACUGGAAUGACAGGGAGUGGGAUAGAGGAAGAGAACGGCGAAGUCGUGGAGAGUAUCGGGAUUAUGAAAGAGGUCGGAGGGAGAGAUUCUCCCCGCCCAGACAUGACAUGAGUCCCCAGCAGAAACGCAUGAGACGGGACUGGGAUGACCACGGUGGAGACCCUUAUCGUGGCGGGUAUGACUUGGGUUAUGGUGGUGGAGCUGGGCCCAGCUAUGGCCCACCUCAGCAUUGGGGUCACCCUGACUUGCACCUUAUGCAACCUCAUCAUGGCAUUCCAAUCCAGGCAAGGCUGGGUAAUAUCCAUGACAUAGAUCUGGGCCCUCCCCCUCCAAUAAUGAAGAGCUUUAAGGAGUUUCUGCUGUCCUUGGAUGAUUCUGUGGAUGAGACUGAAGCAGUCAAACGGUACAAUGAGUACAAGAUCGACUUCCGCCGACAGCAGAUGCAGGAGUUCUUUUUGGCACAUAAAGAUGAGGAGUGGUUCAGGUCCAAGUACCAUCCAGAUGAGGCCAGCCGACUGAAGGCAGAGGCCCAGAGUGCCCUGCACAACCGUCUGAAUGUCUUCAUGUUCCUGAUGGAAAACGGCUGGUUUGAUGGUGUCUCCUUGGACAUUGAGCACAUGCCAGCUAUCAUAAAAGUUCUGGAUGCAGCUGUGAUAAAGAUGGAAGGAGGAACAGAUCAUGACCUUCGCAUCUUGGACCUUCCAUCUGAAGAGGACGAAGACCGGGAGAAGGCUGUUUCAGGAGGCACUGAACCAACAAAGAGAGAAGAUGUCAAAUCUUCAGAUGGUGACCGUAAACCUUCAGUAGAAAAAGACAAGAACGAGAAGGAGGAGGGCGAUUCUGCCAGCACUGAAAGAGCCGCUGCCAGGGCAGGAGAAGGGGAGGAUGUUAAAGAGGAGGCAGAGAAAGAAGCUGUUAAAGAGGAAAUGCCCCAACCCAAGAAGCCAAGACGAAAGAGGAAACGCAGUGGAGACAGUGACGAUGAAGCAAGCGCCUCAGAGAGUGAGUCAGACUCAGAUUCAGACUCCAACUCCAACUGUUCUGACAAACCUGCUAAGAGGGAAGAGGUAGAAGAUAAGGAUGACGAGCAAGAGGAGGGUGAAGGUGAAGAAGGGAAACCAAAAGAGAACACAGAGGAUGAGAAGAAAGAGGAAAAGAAGCCCAAAGAUGAUUCUCCCAGACCUCGACCAUUACACCGGACCUGCUCUCUGUUCAUGCGGAGCAUUGCUCCAACCAUUUCCAAGGCAGAGAUUAUUGCUCUGUGCCGGAGAUACCCUGGCUUUCUGCGUGUUUGCUUGUCUGACCCCCAUCCUGAACGCAGGUUUUUCAGGCGUUGCUGGGUGACCUUUGACCGCAGUGUCAACAUCAAAGAGGUCUGCUGGAACCUCCAGAAUAUUCGAUUGAGAGACUGUGAGCUGGCACCAGGGGUGAACAGGGACCUGGCCCGGAGGGUGCGUAAUGUUAAUGGUAUCACUCAGCACAAGCAGGUGCUCCGCAAUGACAUUAAACUGGCUGCCAAGCUCAUUCAUGCUUUGGAUGAGAAAGGAGACCUGUGGAGCAGCAAAACCCAGGAAGACGGGCAAAGCACUGAGUUGCCUGCUCAGAACCCCAUCUUGACAAAUAUCACCGAUUAUCUGAUAGAGGAGGUGAGCGCUGAAGAGGAGGAACUCCUCGGGACAGGCAGUGGGAUGGAUCCUGAGGAGGGCAGCAAGGAGGGAAACCCUGCAGAGACGACUGUGGAGAGAGAUGACAAGCUAGCCAAGGUUUUAGAUCGUCUUGUCUUGUAUCUGCGUGUUGUGCAUUCUAUUGACUACUACAACACCUGUGAAUACCCCAGUGAGGAUGAAAUGCCCAAUCGCUGUGGUAUGAUCCAUGUUCGCGGUCCCAUCCCUCCCAACCGGAUUACACAUGGAGAAGUACAACAGUGGCAGAAGAUGAUGGAAGAGAAACUAAGCCCUUUGUUUAGUUUAAAGGAGAUCCUUUCAGAGGAAGAGGCUGUGAAGAUGGGUCGCAAGGACCCAGAGGAGGAGGUGGAGAAGUUUGUGUCUGCCAACACUCAAGAACUGGGAAAAGACAAGUGGCUCUGCCCACUUAGUGGUAAAAAGUUUAAGGGCCCAGAGUUUGUACGCAAACACAUUUUGAACAAACAUGGAGACAAAAUUGAGGAAGUGAAAAAGGAGGUAGUGUUCUUUAACAACUUCCUGAUGGAUGCCAAGAGGCCGUCACUGCCAGAGAUGAAGCUCCCCCCUCUGCCCGGGCCAGGUCAAGGUUUGCUUUCUCCAACCAUGCCAUUUCCUCCUCAAGGCCCCCAAGGACCAAUGGGCUUCGGCCAGCCUCGUCCACCACUGAUGGGUUAUGGGGGGGGACCUCCAUAUCCACCAAACCAGUAUGGAGGAGGCAGAGGCAACUAUGACAACUUUCGUGGUCAAGGUGGCUACCUGGGAAAGCCACGCAACAUUAGGUGAGACCACUAAUGUCACGAGGUGAUCCACGCAACAUCAUCGAAUAUCGGGAUCUGGAUGCACCAGAUGACAUGGACUUCUUUUAGGAAAUUCACUGGAUCAGUUUACUCCUCAGUGUUGUACUCUUCUAGCUACUUGUACUGAUAAGUUGGUUGUUUUUCUCUUUAAUAUUUUAUUUUGUAACAUCUUGUGCAACUAGAGCAAAUGUCUGCCACACACUGGUUCCCAAAUAAAGUUGUGAUCUAAUUGCAUUAA
Molecule: messenger RNA, 2922 nt
Organism: Sphaeramia orbicularis (orbiculate cardinalfish)
Lineage: Eukaryota; Metazoa; Chordata; Actinopteri; Kurtiformes; Apogonidae
Gene: srrt
Product: serrate RNA effector molecule homolog (Arabidopsis)
Exons: 20
Coding region: 100-2670 (856 amino acids)
Biological process (GO): mRNA processing; primary miRNA processing
Cellular component (GO): nuclear body
Source: RefSeq, a predicted model, not a curated record